AUGGGGGCCGAUAUUGUUACAUAUGGCUACUUCUGGCACUUCACUGACCUUCAUCUAGACAAGGACUACUCGACGCAGGGCUCUCAGAAGCUCUCGUGUCACCGCAUCAAUAAGGGUCCAACUGGCUUGAGGACCGUCGGUCCUUACGGAGACUUCCUAUGCAACACGCCCAAACUACUGGCCACGUCUGCCUUCGCUGCCAUGGAACGGAUUAAGCCGGACGUAGAUUUCAUACUCUGGACAGGGGACAACAUGCCCCACGUGAAGGGAAUCACGUGGUCGGCCCUGUACAGCCAGACAGACUGGGUUCGAGCUGUGCUAUCACGUCAAGCAUUGCGACAUCGCGCCCUGCUCGUGCCCACCCUGGGAAACCACGACUGGGUUCCAGCGAACGCCUUGGAUUCCGAAGACGCAGCGCACUACCGAGGCUUCCUCAACGAAGCCGGGUUCAGACGACUGCUUCCUGUAGAUGGGCGAAGCACCUUCGAGCGCGGUGGCUACUACAGCCGGUCGCUGUCGAAGAAUAUUCGGCUGGUGUGCAUCAACUCUGCUCUCUGGUACAGCGUCAACAAGGGCCAGCGUCCUGGACCCAAUGAUCCCCAGAUGGCUUGGCUGAAGGAAGAACUGCACGACGCGCAGCGUCUAGGACAGAAGGUGUACAUAUCGGGACACAUUGGCCCUGGCUUCUUUGUCCGCUCUAUCGCUGGCAAAGCCGCUCGCCCGGUGUUAUUCGACGAAAUCAACGACGAGUACCAGGACCUGAUCGCCGAGUACAGGGACGUCGUAGCCGGACAGUUCUUCGGCCACCAACACAGCAACAGCUUCGCCCUCUUGUCCGACAGGAACGGCACACGGGUGAGCUCUGUCCAACUGGCUGGAUCUGUCACGCCGUGGGGCAGCAGCCAUCCGAUCUACCGUACCGAGUCGGUGCCUACUAAUCCGUGCGUGCGACUCUACACAUACCGACGCACCACCGGAGAGCUCCUCGACUACACUGUCUAUUAUCUAGACUUGGAAAAGGCCAAUGCAGACGCCCUAAACCAGGGCCGUUUUCUUUUUUUUUCUCGGGAAAGGGUGGCAACCUUAUCUACGCUGCCUGGCGUCGUCCAGGAAGAGCCUCAGUGGGAGCUGCUGUACUCUGCGAGGAGCGACCUGGGCGUACCUGACCUGAGCACGGCCGCUAUGGUCGAUCUGGCCCAACGAAUCGCCAGUUCUCCGGACCUGCUGUCGCGCUACAUCGCUCUCAGUUCGUCCCUCAAGGACUCCGGGCCGUGCGGCAGGGUCUGCCGGCGAACCAUGUUGUGCGCCGCCCUGGCUUCGCGGCCUGAUUCGCAUGCCGCGUGUCUCGCCCGGAAGGACAGUCCCCGUCGACUACUUCGGAGGACGAACCGCGCCGAAGCCACUAUGCCCGCGUAUAUAGACGCGACAGUCCUCUUGUUAGUAAUGGUCACCGGAGUCGCUUUUGUCGUGAUAGUCAGAAGGAACAGAACGAUGCGGUUAUACGUGCGAUUCUGA
Molecule: messenger RNA, 1515 nt
Organism: Rhipicephalus microplus (southern cattle tick)
Lineage: Eukaryota; Metazoa; Arthropoda; Arachnida; Ixodida; Ixodidae
Product: acid sphingomyelinase-like phosphodiesterase 3b
Molecular function (GO): phosphoric diester hydrolase activity
Source: RefSeq, a predicted model, not a curated record